Messenger RNA from Heterocephalus glaber (naked mole-rat), 3165 nucleotides. NCBI's taxonomy places the organism in Eukaryota, Metazoa, Chordata, Mammalia, Rodentia, Bathyergidae. The record is from RefSeq and is a predicted model, not a curated record.
AUAAAAUUGCUGAUUACAGUUGCCCUCUAUAAAUUCUUGUCAGCUCAUUGGGAUUUGGAAAGAAAAUGCCUGGUGUCAUACCUAGUGAAAGUAAUGGGCUUUCAAGAGGUAGUCCAUCUAAGAAAAACAGACUUUCCUUGAAGUUUUUUCAGAAAAAGGAAACUAAGAGAGCCUUAGAUUUUACAGACUCUCAAGAAAAUGAAGAAAAAGCUUCUGAAUAUAGAGGAUCAGAAAUUGACCAAGUUGUUCCUGCAGCACAGUCCUCACCUAUAAACUGUGAGAAGAGAGAAAACUUGCUGCCAUUUGUGGGACUGAAUAAUCUUGGCAAUACUUGUUAUCUUAAUAGUAUACUUCAGGUAUUAUAUUUUUGUCCUGGUUUUAAAUCUGGAGUGAAGCACUUAUUUAAUAUUAUUUCAAAGAAGAAAGAGGCACUAAAGGAUGAAGCCAAUCAAAAAGACAAGGGAAAUUGCAAAGAAGAUUCUUUGGCGAGUUAUGAACUUAUAUGCAGUUUACAGUCCUUAAUCAUUUCAGUGGAACAGCUUCAGGCUAGUUUCCUCCUAAAUCCAGAGAAAUACACUGAUGAGCUUGCUACUCAGCCAAGACGACUGCUUAACACACUCAGGGAACUCAACCCUAUGUAUGAAGGAUAUCUACAGCAUGAUGCACAGGAAGUAUUACAGUGUAUUUUGGGAAACAUUCAAGAAACAUGCCAGCUCCUAAAAAAAGAACAAGUAGAAAAUGUCACAGAAUUCUCUACAAAGGUAGGAGAAAAGCCUCAUCAGAAAGAGGAAGUGAGUGGCAUUAACAGCAGGGAAAUGGACAACAUGAGGAAUUCCGAGGACUAUAAAGAAAAACCUCCAAAAGGGAAUGGGAAAAGAAAAAGUGACACUGAAUUUGGUAACAUGAAGAAAAAAGUCAGAGUUGCCAAGGACCACCAGUCAUUGGAUGAGAACCAGAGACAAACGAGAUCAAAAAGAAAAGCUACUGGGGAUACACUGGAGACUCCCCCUAAAGUAAUCCCCAAGUUUGUUUCUGAAAGUGAGAGCAUAGGACCCUCACAAAAGAAGUCAAGAGUUAAAAUAAAUUGGUUAAAGUCUGCAACGAAGCAACCCAGCAUUCUUUCUAAAUUCUGCAGUCUGGGAAAACUAACAGCAAGCCAGGUAUCCAAAGGACAGUGUAAAGAAAGCGAGUCUGAUCUUGAAGAGAACUUCGGGAAGUACGAAAGCGACAAUACAACUCAUGGUUGUGGACUUGAAUCUCCAGAAGACAUCAAACCUAUAGAUGUUAAUGAAGUUAAGCCUAUAAACAGAGGUGCAGAACAAAUUGGUUUUGAACUAGUGGAAAAAUUAUUUCAAGGUCAGCUGGUAUUGAGGACUCGUUGCUUGGAAUGUGAAAGUCUGACAGAAAGAAGAGAAGAUUUCCAGGACAUCAGUGUACCAGUACAAGAAGACGAGCUCUCCAAAGCAGAGGAGAGUUCUGAAAUUUCUCCAGAGCCAAAAACAGAAAUGAAGACCUUGAGGUGGGCAAUUUCACAGUUUGCUUCGGUGGAGAGGAUUGUAGGAGAAGAUAAAUAUUUCUGUGAAAAUUGUCAUCAUUACACUGAAGCUGAACGAAGUCUUCUGUUUGACAAAAUGCCUGAAGUUAUAACCAUUCAUUUGAAGUGCUUUGCUGCUAGUGGCUUGGAGUUUGAUUGUUAUGGUGGUGGACUUUCCAAGAUCAACACUCCCUUACUGACACCUCUUAAGUUGUCGCUAGAAGAAUGGAGCACAAGGCCAACCAAUGACAGCUAUGGAUUAUUUGCAGUUGUAAUGCACAGUGGCAUUACAAUUAGCAGUGGGCAUUACACUGCUUCGGUUAAAGUCACCGACCUCAACAGCUUAGAACUGGACAAGGAGAAUUUUGUGGUUGACCAGAUGUGUGAAGUAAGCAAGCCAGAGCCACUGAAUGAGGAGGAAGCAAGGGGUGCAGCUGAAAAUUAUGACGAUGAAGAAGUGUCCAUGAGAGUUGGUGGAAAUACACAGCCAAGUAAAGUUUUGAACAAAAAAAAUGUAGAAGCUAUUGGACUUCUUGGAGGACAAAAGAGCAAAGCAGAUUAUGAGCUCUACAACAAAGCGUCUAAUCCUGAUAGGGCUGCCAGUACAGCAUUUGCUGAAAGUAGAAGUUCUGAGACUAACAGUUCUAAUGGGACCCAUGAAGUGGACAGGAACCAAGAAUCCAGCGACCAAACAGGCAUUUACAGGAGUGGAUUUGAGAACAAAAUUUCCUGUGUAGUGCAAAGUUUAAAGGAGUAUGAGGGGAAGUGGCUGCUUUUUGAUGAUUCUGAAGUGAAAGUUACCGAAGAGAAGGACUUUCUGAAUUCUCUUUCCCCUUCUACAUCGUCUACAUCUACUCCUUACUUGUUGUUUUAUAAGAAAUUAUAGAGUGGGUGUAUUUUCCCUAUGUAUAUAUUAAACAGGCCUGGCCAUCAUUGGUAAUGUUUAUUACAGCAGUCUUUUAGCUUAUCUUUUAAAGCUAUUGGAUAUUAUGGGUCUCUAGGUUUUUAUAUAAUAGUGAGAUUUGAAGUACCGAAAAACCAUGUUAAUUUGUAGAAUUCAUUUUCCUUCAUAGAGACAAGUGAUGUGUUAGUUCUUGGGAACAAACUUGUAUAGAUUCUAAACUGAAUUAUUCUAAAUGGAAGCAUUUAAACCUUUUGGAUUUACGCCAAUCUUUUGUGUUUGCUUUUUAAAAUAAAGUGCUUGUAUUUGUAUUCUCCAUGUUUGGAGAAAUUAUCUACGUUUAUAGGUCUGUGCUUUCCUGCCUAAGAAGCAGUCUCAUUCAGUACAUUUAGUUUUAUCAGUUGUGAAGCCUGAUCUCUGAUGGGCUAUAGCAGAGGCACAAAACCUAGAAUGCGUGUAUUCACUUUGGGGUGUGCUUUUCGUGCCUUGAAUCACUUUGAAAAGUGCCCCAGAAAAACCAGACAGUCCCCUUUAUCUUCACAAGAAUUUUAUAUAUAUUUAUGGAGAUGAUUCUGUAUUCUAGUACAUCUUUUUGGGCAUGGACUGAUUUGUAUCUCUUCAUACUCAUUCUGCACGAUCUGUGUAUAAUACAUCAAACUUAAGAGAGGUAUGACCUUGAAUUUAACUUUUUAAAAAACUGGAGGUCAAUAAAACUUAAAUUGUAUACAAA